This is a messenger RNA of Kockovaella imperatae, 612 nucleotides long. RefSeq lists its product as hypothetical. NCBI's taxonomy places the organism in Eukaryota, Fungi, Basidiomycota, Tremellomycetes, Tremellales, Cuniculitremaceae. Bases 1 to 612 code for a protein of 203 amino acids. Gene Ontology annotation, molecular function: carbon-nitrogen ligase activity, with glutamine as amido-N-donor. The record is from RefSeq and is a predicted model, not a curated record. The transcript is spliced from 3 exons. Gene Ontology annotation, cellular component: mitochondrion.
AUGGCAUCACUCAGAUCCUCGGCAUUCCUCACAAGAUGCAUAGCAUCGUCUUCUCGUUCGACCGUUCUACGAGUUUCCGCUCGAUCAUUGACGGCUACCCGAUCCACCUUUGCUGAAUCUGGUCCAUCUGGGAUCGAAACGGCACUACGAAAUGGUUUGAAACAGGCUAUGAAAUCGAAAGACAGGCCGGCCAUCGUCGUCCACAAGGCGAUUCUCGCUGAUAUCACAAACGCUGCUAAAUCCACACCGAACCCUAACGACCCACUGGACGAGGUACAGGUCGUCCAGACUGUUCGAAAGAGCAUAGCGGCGAGGGCCGUUGCGGCGGAACAAUACGCUCCUUCUGCACCUGGAGCUCACGAAGAGAAUCAUGCCAACCUCUUAGCCGAGAUCGACGUCUUGCAAUCGUAUUUGCCUCAAGGACCUUCUGACGAACAGUUGAAGCUGGAAGUCGAGACGAUCAUCAAAGGACUCCCUGAAGAUGUCAGAAGCAGCAAAAGUGUCCAAGGGGCUGUUAUGAAAUCACUGUGGGAGAACUUGGGCGAAAGCUCAAAAUAUGCGGAUAAGAAACAGGUCGGAAAGAUGGUCAGUGAUAUGCUCAAAACGCUGUGA